GCAGCGAAAAUCAAGCUGGCCUUGAUAGAUAUCUCGGUAUCUGCCGAGUAGUUCGCGUGUCGUACAAAGAAGCAGCACCGAAUUAUACAUUUCAGCCUCUCAGCAUACCCACAAACUACCUUCAUUUCCUCUGAAACAUUUGAUUCAACGGGGUUUGCUUCUUCCAUUCGGCCGCCCAUAACAUAGAGUUCAAAAUGCCUAUUUUUGGUUCGCAUUCGAAUGCCGUGACUCCACCAAAGUCAAGGCUCAUUUCAGGACCGAUGCACGCUCGCCAUGUCGGAGGUGUCAGUAUCACAGGUGGCACUGGAGGCAACACAUCACUAGACAGCUACUUCGCUCCUACAUCAUUGGAGCCUGACGAACUGCCAUCACACACGUAUGCGGCCAGCGGAAAGAUUGAAGUCCCCCGAAGAUCGAAUACCUUCACCAACGCAGUACGCAGACCUAGCCUGUCUCUAAAACGUAGCAUAUCACGACUACGGGGUGGAUCAGGUUCACAAGGUUCUGAAGGACACAAAAGAAGCCAAAGUGACAACCGUCCGAUCAUGACGAGUAUGAGAUCAGAUCCAGCGGUCUCAUCAGUGCAUCAGGCCAUACAGCGAAAGCCAAGUCCGAUACCUUCCCGACCAAACACGAGCCUGGACUGGGAUGUGUACACCUCCACAACACGACCAAAAUCACCAGAGACAGAUGCUAUCCCCGAACCACCACCAAAAGACUAUCCUCGCAUCAACUCCAAGAUAUCGAUGUACAGUUCGUCAGCAUACUCGGCCGUCACGGACUACGAACAACCCCCCACGAAAGAGACACCGCCACCGUUACCCGUUAGACCUAGGCGCGCAGACUCUGGUACAGCGAUCGAGUUCGAUGAUGUACCUGCAGAAGAGAGACCGAUGGGCUUCAAGGAAAUCGCCGCGAUGCAGAGCUACAAGGACCGGAUGGCGUUGUAUGAGAAGACAAGGGAUUAUUGGGCGAACGCUGAGCAUGGGCUGGCGGAGUGGACAGGUAGGACUGGUGGGCCAAGAACCGUUCAACUGAGGAGAGAAGAAAACUGGCUCUGAGUGUCAUGAAUUCUCUACUUCAAAGUUUAGGGUCAUAAGUGUAGGGUCGUACAAGCGCUGGCUUCGACCUCUUCUUUCGUUCCUUCUUUGGUUUAUUGCAUCAGAUACCCUUCUCGU
This is a messenger RNA of Macroventuria anomochaeta, 1178 nucleotides long. RefSeq lists its product as uncharacterized. The transcript has a single exon. Lineage: Eukaryota; Fungi; Ascomycota; Dothideomycetes; Pleosporales; Didymellaceae. The record is from RefSeq and is a predicted model, not a curated record. Bases 195 to 1061 code for a protein of 288 amino acids.